Oikopleura dioica is the source of this 696-nucleotide messenger RNA. The record is from the annotation of a GenBank genome assembly. Lineage: Eukaryota; Metazoa; Chordata; Appendicularia; Copelata; Oikopleuridae.
AUGUCGAGAAAACUCGUCGAUGAGCAAUUUGAUCCAUCGUUCCCGAAUGACCAUCCAAAGAACUUGAUUCCAGAAUUAUGCCGUCACUUUUACAACCUCGGCUGGGCGACUGGAACGGGUGGCGGGAUCUCCAUCCGUGAUGAUGAUGAUAUUUACAUAGCGCCCUCAGGGGUUCAAAAAGAGCGUAUCCGACCUCAAGAUCUUUUUAUGACCGACAUGGCCGGAUCUAAGUUUGAAAAGCCCUGUGAUGAAAAGCUCAAGCUCAGCGAGUGCACUCCACUUUUCAUGAACGCGUACAAUAUCAGAAAUGCAGGGGCGGUGAUGCAUUCCCAUUCUUCUAAAGUUGUCUUGGCGUCUUUGAUAUUCGGAAACGAGUUUAGAAUCAGCCACAUUGAAAUGAUCAAAGGCAUUAAAAAGGGCAAUACUGGUGUGAGCUACAAGUAUGAUGAGGAAGUUGUCAUCCCUAUAAUCGAAAAUACGCUUUUCGAAAAAGACCUGGAAGAAUCUAUGGCAAAGGCGAUCCGCGACUACCCCGAAUCCAAUGCCGUCAUCGUCCGCCGCCACGGAAUCUACGUCUGGGGAGCGACCUGGCAACAAGCGAAAUCGCAAGCGGAAUGCAUCGACUAUCUUUGUGAAACAGCAGUGGAGAUGAAAAAGAUCGGUGUGCCGAUUUCCGGUGGCAGCACUGAAGUUUGA